Plasmodium fragile is the source of this 873-nucleotide messenger RNA. RefSeq lists its product as uncharacterized. The transcript has 2 exons. The coding region runs from base 1 to 873 and encodes 290 amino acids. Gene Ontology annotation, biological process: intra-Golgi vesicle-mediated transport; endoplasmic reticulum to Golgi vesicle-mediated transport; retrograde vesicle-mediated transport, Golgi to endoplasmic reticulum. The record is from RefSeq and is a predicted model, not a curated record. Gene Ontology annotation, molecular function: protein binding; structural molecule activity. NCBI's taxonomy places the organism in Eukaryota, Apicomplexa, Aconoidasida, Haemosporida, Plasmodiidae. Gene Ontology annotation, cellular component: COPI vesicle coat.
AUGGAUGGCACACUGCAGAUUCGUGACUUCUUCUACGCGGGGUACGAGAACUACUGCCUGAGGAACUUCGAGACAGCCAGCAAAGAAGAGCGGAAGGAAGCGGAGGAGUACAUAUAUCAAAUAUACAUGCGGAGGAACGAGAAGGAUGCUCUGCUAGGUUUGAAAAAGUCCCCCAAUGAGAACCUCCAAUGGUUGUGCAAAUACUACCAGCAUUAUUACUUGAAGGAGAAGAAGGCGAAGGAGGGUAACGCCAUAGAGGCAGAGGCGCUACUAAGCGAGGUGGAAAAAAUGAAAAUAACUUCCCCCAAUGGAAACAUCUUAAAGAGUAGACUCCUAUUCGAGUGCAACAAGUUACAGGAGUGCUUCGAGUUGUUAGCAGAUGGCCCAAUAGAAGUGACGUCGGCCAAAAUCGUCCUUCUCCUCCUCAUCAACCGACCUGACUUGGUGAUACAAAUGAUAGAAGAAUACAAAAGGAUGAAUGACGAAAUACCUAUUGUAAAAAUUAUCCUAGCCAUAUUUUACCUCUAUACAGAAAAUCAAAAAGAAGCCUUUUUAAUAUUUGAUGAUUUGGAGUCCAUGUGUGGAUCAAUCGUGAACGACGUGUCCACUGUCAUUCUUAAUGGGAAGGGUGUGUCGAAUAUUUUAAACUACGAGUUUAAUGAUGCGAAAGAGUUUUUGAAGAAUGCACUCAAGGAGGAUCCCACAAAUGGGGACGCCCUUUACAAUUUGAUCACAUGCUCUUUGUAUUUAUACGAGCUGGAGGAGGCCAGUGAUUACUUGGACAAGCUCUAUGAUUCCUUCCCCACGCAUGAGAGCUUAACCGUUUUGAAGAAAAUCGACGAUGCCGUUGAUAACUUCGUUGCGCAGUUUUAG